GCAGUUUACCAGAUGCCAACUGAGAGUGAUGACUCAUCAAAAAGUGUAGCUCUAGCACUGCAGAGAGUGUUUUACGAACUCCAGUUUUCAGACAAGCCUGUAGGGACAAAAAAGCUCACAAAGUCAUUUGGGUGGGAAACGUUGGACUCUUUCAUGCAACAUGAUGUCCAGGAACUUUGUCGAGUGCUGCUGGAUAACAUGGAAAGCAAGAUGAACGGAACCUGUGUGGAAGGGACCAUCCCUCGACUGUUUGAAGGAAAAAUGAUUUCCUUCAUUAGGUGCAAGCAUGUAGACUACACGUCAAGCAGGGAGGAACCAUUCUAUGAUAUACAGAUGAAUGUUAAGGGGAAGAAAACAAUACACAAGUCCUUCAAAGAUUAUGUAGCAGUUGAAACACUUGAUGGAGAAAACAAGUAUGAUGCUGGACAUUAUGGCUUGCAAGAAGCAGAAAAAGGAAUAAUUUUUGCUUCUUUUCCUCCUGUUCUUCACCUUCAUCUUUUGAGAUUUCAGUACGAUCCCUUAACAGAUACCAAUAUCAAGAUCAAUGACAGGUUUGAAUUUCCAGAAAAACUCAGUUUAGAUGAGUUUUUACAAAAACCUGAAACAUCUCCAGCUGCUUAUACUCUUCAUGCUGUUUUAGUACACAGUGGAGAUAACCAUGGUGGGCACUACGUUGUUUUCAUCAACCCAAAAGGUGAUGGAAAGCCACUUUUCCAUCUGAUGAGAUGUUACAGUGUGUAUGGUACUUUGUUGUUUCUCAGACGACAAGAAGCACUAAGAAGGAAAGAAAGAAAUGAAGCUCACCUCUACAUGAAUGUCCAAGUACUCACAGAAGAUAACUUUAAUGGUCAUCAAGGAAAUGACCUGUUUGAUCCAGAAAGAGCUAAUUAUAGGAGUUUCAAAGUCAAGAAGGUAGCAACAUUAAGAAGCUUGAUGGAGACACUUUCUGAACAAAUGAAUUAUCCCAUCAACAUGAUUAGACCCUGGCCAAUGACGCUUCGGACAAACCAGACCUAUAGGCCUUCAGCUGUUGAUCUGGAGACUGACAGCAAUAAACCUAUUAUUGACUUAGCAGAUAAUGCGAAUCCAUGGACAGUAUUUUUGGAAACUGUUGAACCGGAUUCAGGAGCCGGUUGUCUCCCAGAAUUUGAUAAAGAUAGUGAUGUUUUAUUAUUUUUGAAGCUUUAUGACCCCAGGCACAAAAGAAUAUCUUACUGUGGACAUCUGUAUAUGCCGAUCACUGCCAAAGCAAGGGAACUUGUUCCAGAGCUAAAUCACAGGGCAGGUUUUCCAAUGGAUACCAGUCUCAUGCUAUAUGAGGAAGUUAAGCCUAACAUUGUGGAGAAGAUCGAAGACCUUGAUCUUCCCCUGGAGAAUGUUUUAGAAGAGUUGAUGGAUGGAGACAUCAUUGUUUUUCAGCAAGCAGACAUCAACCCUGAUGAGUUUGAACUUCCUACAGUCAAGGACUACUUCAGGGAUUUGUUCUACAGAGUAGAAGUAACUUUCUGUGAUAAAACCAUACCCAGUGAUCCAGGUUUUGUGAUGGAACUUUCCCUCAAGAUGAACUAUGACCAAAUGGCUAAUGCUGUUGCACAAAUACUAGAUACAGAUCCAUAUUUAUUACAGUUCUUCAAGGCUCAGAGCUAUAGAGACGGCCCUGGGAAUGCUCUUCGUUGUACAUAUGAAGGAACUCUAAAGGAUCUUCUGGUUACCUUUAAACCCCGGCAGCCAAAGAAGAUUUACUAUCAACAGCUCAGUAUCAAAAUCAACGAGUUAGAAAAUAAGAAACAAUUCAAGUGUGUGUGGGUUAACAGCAAGUUAAAGGAAGAGACUGAGUUGGUGCUCUACCCCAAUAAAAAUGGUAGUGUUGCAGAUCUUCUAGAAGAAGCUAAAAAAGUUGUAGACAUGUCUAAUGAAGGUUCUGGUAAACUUAGGUGAG
Molecule: messenger RNA, 1939 nt
Organism: Limulus polyphemus (Atlantic horseshoe crab)
Lineage: Eukaryota; Metazoa; Arthropoda; Merostomata; Xiphosura; Limulidae
Product: ubiquitin carboxyl-terminal hydrolase 7-like
Exons: 18
Biological process (GO): protein deubiquitination; regulation of protein stability
Cellular component (GO): cytosol; nucleus
Molecular function (GO): cysteine-type deubiquitinase activity; cysteine-type endopeptidase activity
Source: RefSeq, a predicted model, not a curated record